AUGGCAGAUCUUAAUCAAUAAAACUUAGAUGGUGUUGACAACGCUAAUGAGUUGACUCAACUUGUAUAAAACAUGCUGAACUAGAUGCAACAAAGAUUCUAGAAUAUGAGUGAUAAUAUUGUAUCAAGGAUUGAUGAUAUGGGAAAGAGAAUUGAUGAAUUAGAGGCAUCUAUUGCUGACCUCGUAAAUGAAGCCUAGAAUGACCCAGAUGUUGCUAACAAUUAAAGACCAGGAGCUGGUGCAAUCGCUAACCAAAAUUUGAUUGACUGCUAUGAACAUGUCAAAAGCCAAUCAAAUGGAUAGAAACCAGAUGCAAAUCUACUCUAAAAAUGCGAACCAUUCAAGAGAGAAAUACAAGAGGUUCUAAUCUCUGACAGAUUAGUGAUGAGCGAAUUAAUCAAAUAAAGACUGAUAAUCCUUAAAAGAAUUAGUCAUACCUUUAAAGCAGUUCCAGCUGAACCUUCACUCUACUGA
This is a messenger RNA of Stylonychia lemnae, 474 nucleotides long. Lineage: Eukaryota; Ciliophora; Spirotrichea; Sporadotrichida; Oxytrichidae. The record is from the annotation of a GenBank genome assembly.